AUGUCCGACGACGAUGAUUUCAUGCAAGACUCUGGCGACGAAGAUUAUGACUUUGAAUACGAAGACGCCGAUGACGACGAGUCCGGUGACAUUGGAAUCGAAAACAAAUACUACAAUGCAAAGCAGAUUAAGAUCGACAACCCGGAAGAUGCGGUGGACGAGUUCUUAGGCAUCGCGCCCAUGGAGCAAGACAAGAGCGAAUGGGGAUUCAAAGGAUUGAAGCAAGCUAUCAAGCUGGAGUUCCAGCUUGGGCGAUACAGCGAUGUGAGUGCAUAUGUGGCAGGCGUUGUUUUCGGUGAUACUGACUGUCUCUCUCUCUCUUGCCAGGCCGUUGAACAUUACCGCGAGCUGCUCACCUAUGUCAAAUCCGCCGUCACACGAAAUUAUUCCGAGAAAUCGAUCAAUAACAUGCUGGACUACAUCGAGAAAGGAUCCGACGAUGCCAAAACGUACGAGUGCAUGGAGGAGUUCUACUCGCUGACCCUCGAAUCAUUCCAAAACACCAACAACGAGCGCCUCUGGCUGAAGACCAAUAUCAAGCUGGCUCGACUAUGGCUGGAGCGCAAGCAAUACACCCAACUGGGCAAGAAGGUGCGGGACUUACAUCGGGCGUGCCAACACGAAGACGGAUCGGACGACAGCAGCAAAGGCACCUACCUACUCGAGCUCUACGCUCUGGAGAUCCAGAUGUUCGUGGAAACGAAGAAUAAUAAACGCUUGAAGGCCCUGUAUCAGCGGGCUCUCACUGUACGGUCGGCGGUACCACACCCCAAGAUCAUGGGUAUCAUCCGGGAAUGCGGAGGCAAGAUGCAUAUGAGCGAGGAGAAUUGGAAAGAGGCACAGAGCGACUUCUUCGAGUCAUUCCGCAAUUACGACGAAGCGGGCUCGAUGCAACGAAUCCAAGUACUCAAAUACCUGGUUCUGACGACAAUGCUGAUGAAAUCCAACAUCAACCCCUUCGAUUCCCAAGAAACCAAACCAUACAAGAAUGACCCACGCAUCUCAGCCAUGACGGACCUGGUGGAUGCCUUCCAGCGGGACGACAUUCAUGCAUACGAGGACGUGCUGAGCAAACAUCCAGACGUGUUGGCUGAUCCUUUCAUUGCGGAGAACAUCGACGAGGUCAGCCGCAAUAUGCGCACCAAGGCCGUUCUGAAAUUGAUUGCGCCCUUCACCCGCUUCACCCUGCAAUUCAUCUCCAAACACAUCAAGAUCUCCGUACCGGAGGUGCUCGACAUCCUGAGCUUCCUGAUUCUCGACAAGAAGCUCAAUGCCAAGAUCGAUCAGGAGAACGGAACGGUGUCGGUGGAGAGUGCGAGUGACGUGGAACGACUGCGCGCUGUGGAAGAGUGGAGCUCCGCGCUGCGCACCCUCUGGCAAACAACAUUGAACGGUGAGGGGUUGCGCGCCGACGAGCCCACGCAUGGAGCCCCGAUCUUCCAGCCGGGAUUUCGAGAUGAGCCAGUCCGUGCCCGAAAGGCGCCAGUCAAACAAAAGUUAUCUCAGUGGUCGGCUUAG
Messenger RNA from Penicillium brevicompactum, 1518 nucleotides. RefSeq lists its product as uncharacterized. The transcript has 3 exons. Gene Ontology annotation, cellular component: COP9 signalosome. Gene Ontology annotation, biological process: protein deneddylation. Bases 1 to 1518 code for a protein of 505 amino acids. The record is from RefSeq and is a predicted model, not a curated record. Lineage: Eukaryota; Fungi; Ascomycota; Eurotiomycetes; Eurotiales; Aspergillaceae.